Messenger RNA from Rhagoletis pomonella (apple maggot), 945 nucleotides. Its product is annotated as protein ALP1-like. Bases 98 to 880 code for a protein of 260 amino acids. The record is from RefSeq and is a predicted model, not a curated record. Lineage: Eukaryota; Metazoa; Arthropoda; Insecta; Diptera; Tephritidae. The transcript has 4 exons.
UCCAGUAAAUCUUACUAGACAACGUCUUGGUUUCCACGAAACCUGUUUUGCCCAAUUAAAACUGAACGAUAAGGAGGAUUUCUUUAAAGCAACGCGAAUGAGUGUCCCCAAGUACAAUGUCCUUUUAACUCUGCUUAGAGAAAAGCUUCAACGGUUUUCCAGGAGAGAGCCAAUAAACGAAGACACCCGCUUGGGAAUUACUUUGACAUACUUAUCACAAGGCUGCAGUCCACAGUUUUUGGCUUGGUCCCACAAAAUUGGCGUUUCUACAAUAAGAAACAUAAUUGACGAAACAUGUGAUGCGAUUUGGAGCGAAUUACAUUCAGUAUAUGUUUCCCCACUAAAUAAAAGAGAGUGGAAGGACAUUGCCGACAGGUUUUAUGUGAAGACAGGAAUGCCGCAUUGCCUUGGCGCAAUAGACGGUAAACACAUAAGAAUAGUUUGCCCUAAGCGUAGUGGUUCUCUCUACUACAAUUAUAAAAAGACAUUUAGUAUCGUCUUAAUGGCAAUGUGUGAUCCCGACUAUUUGUUCCUGUUUGUCGAUGUAGGUGCGUUGGGAAGCCAAAGCGAUGGAGGAAUCUUCGCUCGUAGUGCGUUUGGAAACAUGAUACUGAGAAACAAUCUUGAACUUCCUCCUGCUGAUAAUAUUCCCGCUAAGUUAAAUAUAUUUCAAUACUAUUUUGUGGGAGACAACGCUUUCCCCCUGAAGCCGAACCUAAUGCGCCCAUAUCCAGGUCGGAAUUUGUCAACAGCUAAACAAAACUUUAAUAAAAAACUUUCAUCUGCCCGAGUACAUAUUGAAAACGCUUUUGGUAUUUUGGCAAAUAGAUGGCAAAUACUCCACACGACUAUCCACGCAGCACAGAAAAAAUUUGGAUAAAAUAGUACUAGCCACAGUAGUUCUCCACAACUAUUUAAUGCUUGAUAGAAACAGCGGCUACUUCG